UCUUAUCGCACAUACCGAGAACAUCCUACGACCGUAACGGAUAGUGACACAUUUUCGGACGGGCGGGUCGUUUUUUUUCCACAUUUCACCAUCAGCCACGUUUGGGGCAAAGUGUGAAAAUUUGGAAGAUUUGUCUCAGUGAAAACAAUCCUUGUAAAUUUGUCUCUGUGCGGAAUAAAUCGCAAAUUCCACGAGUGGUUAUUGCGAAAUACUACUAUACUAGUGCGUAACAAUAUAGAUUUUUCGACUGUGCACAAUCCAGCAGCUGAAAAUUUAUGGAUCCGUGAAAAAUAAAUAUUAUGUUAAUGUAAUCAACUUCGUUUCUAGACUAUUACGGUUCGAUGUGACGUACGUGUGUUAAAGAGAAAGCUAUGCUAUCCGGAAUUGAAAUCAGGUAACAUUCCCAGGAGACGAGCAUGAACUGAGAAAAAGUAUUGUUUUUUUACAUUUGAAAACCGUAGCUCAAAACUUGAUUACUAGGAAAAGGAAUGUCUAAGUUACUGGAAAAAGUUUCCUGUGAAGAAAGAAAAACCUGCGCUCAGUGUGGUGUGUUACGCGAGCAUUUGAUGCCAAUGAAUGAGUAGAUUAUUUGAAGGUGAGGAGAAAGCAAGAAUAAAGAAGAAAAAAACAAUUGUGCUGAAAAAAUAACAGAACGCGAAAAGUGGUUUUAUCCUUGUACAACCGUUGUGAGAAAAAAAAUAGAGCAAGAGAGCGUCAGUGUGAUACCGCGAGAAAGAGACAGAGCAUGAUAUCGUGUAAGGUAGUAUAUCUUGGAGAAAUAGAAAGUUAAUUAAAAGUUUCCUCUGAAUAUUUUGUUGCACGUUCGAGUGUCCUCGUUCACACACAUACCCCCACGGUGUAAGAAGUUUCUGCAUUCACAUGCAAAAUAAAAGUGCAAUCCUUUCGGGGAUAUCGGGUUAGCUGGAACAGAAUAAAGCUGUUGCUCAUUACUCCUUCCAAUGCUCUAGAUAGCAAUUCAAACUAUUCGGGAAACUCGUGACCGUUUUCACAGCAUAUGGUUUCGUAGGGGCACGAAUUGAAACCGCACCCGUUAUUUGUAUUACAAAAAUAAAGAAGAAAAAAAAGAAACUUACAUCGAUUGUGUCAGUUUGCACUUAUACUCCCACUUAGUCUUCUACACACUAUAAAUCACCCACAUCAGUGAGAGCUUCCGGGGUGUGGGCAUCAGGACCAUGUGAGCAAGGACGAAUCUGGGAUUUCCGCUGGUGCUUGGUUGACAGAAUCAGAACCACGUGAGGCACACAGCUGUGGAGAAAAAAACAAAGCAUAUAUGAAGUGAGAGUUUUAAAAAUAGCCUGCUAAAUAUCGUAUUAGGCAGAGUGGAAGGACAUUACCGAUAAAAACGGCAGAAAAAAGGACGGACUGUACGGCGGUAGAGGCGCAAAAUUUGUAAUAAAACCGAUUCAGUAGUAACACUUAAUCAUCAUCAUCAUCAUUAUCAUCACCAGUUUCGGUCAUCGGCGUUUACCAUUCCGUUGUGUGCGUGUAUGUGUGAGGAGAGGUGAAUCGUGAGCCAACGUUGUCGGGUAUCAUAGUCGUCGGAAGCAAUUAGAACAGGAGAGAAGCGAAUCUAGGGGAUACGUUUACGUUCGUUACGGGAUACGCACCAGUACUGCCUCUUGUAUUGUACUUUGCUGCUGUAGACGAAAACCGCCGUGACCGGAAACUGUGUAUGUGUCUGUACGUGUACAACGAUUGACCCGAGCGAGCAGAAGAUUACUUGCCAAAAGCGUGCACUGGUGGCUACGGUGAUGCUGUAAAUUAUUGUGAAAACUACUAAAUAGACGAUGUCCAACGACGCACUGUGGGUGUCUGACGCCAUGUUGGACUCGCUCAGUAUGCAACUUCGGGAUGCUGAAGCUCGCAGAGCUGAAGCGGAACGCGCACAUCAGGAAGCUCUGGCACAGCUGAGAGGCAUGUCAUCCGGCGUCGGGAGGAUAGGAGAACCGAUUGAUGCAAUGCAAUCGAGGGCACGCGAAUUGGAGAAGAAGGCCGCUCUUGAAACAGUCAGAUGCGAAGAGCUACAGCUAGAACUGUCGGCGGCCCUAAAGUCCCGUCCCGGCCGAACACCGGCCAGUUCCAGUUCCGGAGGCAUCGGAAGCCUCAACAGCACAAUCACAAGCAAUUCAUCGGCCAUGGUCAACAGUAUCGGAGGCCUGAGCAUGGUCGGAAAUUCGACUUCGCUGGGAACGUCAUCCGCCCUGAGUGGAAUUAGUGGUGGUGUUGGUGGUGGAGUUAGUGGUAGUGGUGGAGGUGGAGGUGGGGGAGGAGGUGGUGGCGGUACAGUCACUUGGGCACCGACGCCGACCCAACAGCAAGGAACCGAAAUAGAUAGGAUUAUGGCGAAGAUCGAACAGGCACGUUUACAAAUUGCUAAUGACAAUCGUAUAUUGGCCGAACUAGAGCACCCGCGAACGACUGGACCAAUAAUGUCAUCAUCGCUAGGAUCGGGUCUUUCGAGUACUGGCCUAGGUCUUUCUCAGCAUCAGCCCCACCUCCAGACAACUAGUUUAGCGUCCCAUAUGAACAGCACAUCGAUACUCGGUGGCAUGAGUGGACUGACCAACAGUGCUGGAACCGGUGUUGCAAAUUCGAUUGGUUUCAAUUCAAUAGGAAUCAGUUCAAUCGGUACCGCUGGGGUUAGUUCCAUAACGGCCGGAGUCAACUCCAUGCACGUUUCGUCGGUUGGAGUAACAUCGAGCACCAGUAGCCACGCGCUAACCGACGGACAAUACAGUGCGCUUACAUCAUCAACCGGAAACUCGAAUCCUUACUCAGCAGCUAAUGUUUCACCACUGCCAAGUCGGGCGAAUCCUCUGGGCACGAUGCCACCAUUAUGUCAGAGCUCAACAAUGCCCGUUCUAUCAUUACACAAUACCCACUCGAUACCGUCGGGUUCGGCUAGUUACACUCUAGGGCUGAGCGUAGCACCCGUAGCCUCGUCGUAUACAUUUCCGACGCAUUCGGCAACGACCGGAGGUCUGGCGAGUGUUCUCUGCAAUGUAGGAACGUCCGGUGUAGGUACGUCGGGGGUCUCAGGUCUCGGAGGCUUGGGAACUGGUCUGGGAACUGGUACCGGACUAGGCUUAAGCUCGAACAACCCACUCAGCAGUACGUUGGGAACCAACCUGACCAACUACAACACAAGUACUUCGUACUCAACGUACACCAACCCGCUACUGACAUCCGGUGGGAUCAGUUCCAAGAUGAAACCACUCGAUGAACUCGAUAUGUUGACAAGGUAUGGUCAGCGCGGUGGAACACCAUGUUCUCCAAUUCCACCGGCAAACUGGGGCAUGGAUAGCUACUCCGGUAUUGACGGUGUAAAUCCCGCCUUCAUGCAUGCCCAAAAUCGAUCACUAAUCGGAAUGGAACUAGAUGCACGAACGCACGGUUUAACACUGAACGGAACCGGUGAACCGCAAGUGGAUAUGUUAGAUAUACCGGGAAAAGGUAGAUGUUGUGUAUUUAUAGCAAGAUUUUCCUAUGACCCGCCAGAAGUGGAAGGUUCAGAAGGUGAAUUGGCGCUUUGCGCAGGUGAUUAUUUGUUAGUCUGGGGCAACGGUGAACCGCAGGGUGGUUACCUGGAUGCCGAACUGCUAGAUGGUAGAAGGGGCCUGGUGCCCGCGCCCUUCGUUCAAAGACUAGUAGGUGACGAUUUGUUAGAAUUUCAUCAAGCCGUAGUGUCGACACUGCGGGACGCAGACGACGCUCCGAUUAAUCUCGAACCAGCGCCGUUACCGUCGGGUAUUCCUCUUAUGCCGCACACAACCGACGACUUUGCCCGAAUCAGCGAAAGUCAUACCGACGUAGGUCAAGAGUUUGACGACGAAGCCGACACAGUUCCUGCACCGAAACACCUCACCCUGGAACGGCAAUUGAACAAAAGUGUCCUCAUUGGUUGGACGCCCCCAGAUCCACCAUUAUGCCACCAGAUCGAGAGCUACCACGUGUACGUUGACGGCGUACUGAAGGUGACUGUCAAGGCGACCGAGCGCACACGAGCACUGGUAGAGGGCGUUGAUUCCAAUAGACCACAUAGAAUAAGCGUACGUAGUGUAACCCAGAAUCGAAGAACCUCUCGAGAUGCUGCCUGUACAAUGAUUAUCGGUCGCGAUACUGCACAUUUAGGACCAUCGGCUGUCCGGGCCACCAGCGUAACUUGUUCCAGUGCGAUUAUUUCGUGGCUGCCAGCGAACUCCAACCACCAGCAUGUGGUAUGUGUAAACAACGUGGAGGUACGAACGGUGAAACCCGGCGUCUAUAGGCACACAAUAACGGGGCUGGCUCCCAGUACGCAGUAUCGAGUAACGGUACGAGCGAAGCAUUUACGUGCGGCAGGUCAGACGUCCACAACAUCUACCACAACCGGUCCUCCACCGGAAGAAGCACCCGGAGCGUACACCGAUUUCAGAACCUUAGCCAAAGGACUGCCCGAUCCACCCCAGGAAAUUCAAGUCGAAGCUGGACCUCAGGACGGCACUCUGCUCGUCACUUGGCAACCGGUCACACGGCCACCUUCGUCCGGACCGGUGACCGGGUAUGCCGUGUAUGCGGACGGCAAGAAAGUGACUGAUGUGGACUCGCCAACCGGCGACCACGCGCUGAUCGACAUCGGCAAACUGGUCGGACUCAAUCCCCGAGCAGUGACAGUGCGGACCAAAUCUCGCGACUCUCAGUCGGCGGACAGCACACCAACCAUGAUACCAAAAACAAAUACUGAAAAUGGACUAAACUAUUCAUCAUCAUCACAACAAUCGCAACACAACCAAGACCAAGUGCGUGCCGCUGCCAGGAAUCGAAAUCCGGGCGGGGCCAUCCAGCCACAGCCGGGUCACAUGCGGAACCAGCGAAUGAUGAACAAUCAGCAGAUGAUGAACAACCAGGGUAUGAUGAACAACCAGGGCAUGAUGAACAAUCAGAUGCAACCGAUGAAUCCGAACCAAGUGAUCGACCACGACGAGAACCUGAGCGACAAGGAAAUCUACCCCGGCUCGAUGCACCAGCAGGAACGUUCCCAACGCGAUUCAAACAGCAGCGGCAUACCGGCGAUCGAAAUCACUAAAGAGACCGCCAACGAUGUCACCUAUGUUAGUGAUGAUAGUGAAUACCAAGAUGGCGCUAGCAGCGGUGGCGGUAGUGGGCGUCGUCGUAGCGGCCCUCCGCCACAGCAGCAACAGGGCUACCGAAACCAGAAUAUGUCCGCUAAUCAGCAGGGCCGCCAGAUAAACUCCCAAGGACCAAAUCAACCGUACUACGGUAACCCGAAUCAACCGCAACCACCGCAACAACAGAUGCAACAGCAACAGCAGAAUCAACAACAGCAGCAGACUCAACAGAUGAUGGGUCGCAACCUCAAUCAACCGCGACCGACGAACCCGAACCAACCGAUGCCACCUCAAACGCAACAGCAACGAAUGGUUGGUCCAGUGCCUGGUCAGCAGAUGACCCCUCAAACGAUGCCACCCUUUCCGCCGCACCUAAUGGGAGCGUCCAAGAAACCGCGAUACUUUAUGGCACUCUUCGACUACGAUCCUGCCACCAUGAGCCCGAAUCCGGACGCUUGUGAAGAAGAGCUUCCCUUCAACGAGGGCGACACAAUACGGGUCUAUGGCGAUAAAGAUCCGGACGGUUUCUAUUGGGGAGAACUACGAGGAAGGAGAGGUUAUGUUCCGCACAACAUGGUUCAGGAGAUUGAGGAUGGUGCUCAGGGUGGAGUAGGGCCUUCAGUUCGUGGUAUCAGCCGGGAUCGAUGGGGCGAUAUUUACGCCAACAUGCCGGUAAAACGAAUGAUAGCUCUGUAUGAUUACGAUCCGCAAGAGCUAAGUCCUAAUGUGGACGCCGAGGUGGAAUUAAGUUUCCAAACCGGUGCCGUCAUACUCGUGUAUGGCGAUAUGGACGAGGACGGCUUCUAUAUGGGUGAACUGGACGGCGUCCGAGGUUUGGUGCCAUCGAACUUCCUCACCGAGGCACCGGAUCAAUACAAUAACCAAGGCCCUACUGCCAACAGUUUAGCGCAACGUACGCUCAACAGUACCGCCAAUCGGGGCCGGGGGAUAGGACCCGGAGCGCGUGGACCUCCUCCUCCGCCACGGGACAACAUGGGCGGCAUGGGUGGUUUGAAUCAGAGGGGCCCGCAGCGAAAAGAUGCUCGCCCUUCUUCCCCUACACUGUUAGACAACACGGGCCACCCUGCCCCCGAUCACCAAACGCAGGGGAUGCAGGGGAUGGGAGGGAUGAUCGGUCAAGGAAUAGGGAUCGGUGGUAAUGUUGGCGGAAUGAAUAGUAUGCAACAACAGACCCCACUGCAGCAACAACAGCAACAAAUGCGCCAACAGCAGCAACCGCCCAUGAUGCAGCAUCAACAGAUGCAACAAAUGCAACAUCCCCAACAGCAACAACAACAACAACAACAGCAACCUGUGACAACAGCCUCAUCCGGUGGUGUCUUCUCACAAGCUACCAACCUUCUGUCUGGAGCUGCCGGUGCUGCAACUGGUGGUCUGUUCGGCAAGAAGCCGGCCGCACAGACUCAGCAGCAGCAACCCGGUGGUCAGAUGAACCAGCAACCCCAGCAACAACAGUCAUCCGGUCCAUUUAGUAGUUUAGGUAUGAAUAUGGGCUUGGGUGGAGGCCAACAGCAACAACAACAACAACAGCAACAACCUGGUCAACCCGGUCAACCGGGACAGCCCGGCCAACAACAGCCGGGUGGUCCCAACAUCAUGGGCAAAAUCCAGGAAAUAACAGCACCCGGAGGAGAUAUGCUAUCCAAGGGUAAAGAACUAUUAUUUAUGAAAUUUGGACUGGGUGGUAAAUAACCCCAGGCAUUUGGUUCAGAACGUUACGACUAUUGUUACUGGAACGGUAACGAAGCUAGACUAUACUGUAAAUUACUAUUGUUAUGAAUUACUCUCAGCAUUCCGAAUCCUACGGCGAACUCGAUACGGGGCGAAUCAGCAACUAAAUCGCACCCAACAGUGAAAGGAACAAAUAACAUAGGCUAGUAAGUAAAGGGCAAAACCAAAACAAAAAUCGUUAUCGGUAUAGCUUUGAUUUACACAAAACAAAAUGAGAGCAAAUAAUAAAGGUAAAAUGUAAAUAUGACGAAAUCUAGAUUUUUUUAGGUUUAUUAGUUUAAAAUGAAACAAUUAGAGACUAGACGAAAACAAAGACAUGAUCACGCACACGUAUUUUCUGCGAAAUUAAAAAAAAAUUGUUUUCCCAUCUACAAAUUUUUCUCGACUUUGCAUUUGUUCGUGCCACUUCUAGUUAGCGGGAAAUCCUCCACCCAUGAAAGUAUAGUUGUAACUUAAUAAAACGUGUUUCAACGGUGUUACGUCUGUUUUUUAGUUUUUAAAUGAGCAUCUGACAUUUAGUUUUUGGUAACGGUUCAAGAAAUUACACUGGAGGAAAAGUUAAAAUUAUACAAUGUUGUAGUUAUUAUUGGACAUCAAAGACAAGUUCUAACAUUAAGAUGAGUGAUCAAAAAACAAAGUGAAUGAAAAGGUGAUAUUUACAUUUAAAGCAAAUCAUUACCCAUAUCAUUCCAUAUGAAUAAUAUUAUAAAUAUAUCAUAUAUAUUUAAAGAGAUGGACAAAAACAUUCAUGCUUCAAAGUGCUGUUCAAGAAUUAGAGCUCACCAACAUCACACCGUUUCAACUAUCCAGUCAUUACUCAUCGAUACAUGCUAGCAAAUAUGAACACAACAACAAAAUGUUAUUGGAUCGAAACCGCGCGUCUUUAGCACAACAUAAUAUAUUAAUUAAUAACAAAUAUCUUUCAAUAAUAACAAAACAAACACAACUUGAAGUAAAUCUUAUUACCGUUAUCUUAUUAUUGACUUCUAACUUAAAUUGUGAAUCAAAGAGUAAACAAAUAUCAACUUAUAACAUUGUUAUUAUUUGUUAUUAUCUUGGUUCGUUUAUACAAAAAGUCGCUAAGAUGUUGUAUUGAAAUACCUAUUACAAAUCUAAAAGACAGAAAAUAUGUAGCUAAAGCAAAAUUUAGUGUAAUAUACCGAAGGAGAGGAAAAAAAUCAUACUUCAAAACUCUAGCUAUUGAUUUAGAGUUACACUCGAGCAUUGGGUUAGGAGAAGAUUUCGAAUCGAAUAAUCGAACCAAAAAUCAAAUCCUAGAUUGGCUUGUAAAUAUCAGUACAAGGUCGAAGGAAACCAAGCAGAUCCAGGCCGGAACAAGCGUACGCUGGCAGUUGUUAACGGAAAGAUACAUUGACGAGAAAACAACAAAUUAUUCCAGGUGAAAUGUUAAGGAAAAAGACGACCACAAAUGUUUACCCACCAUUAUUAAAUUGAGAAUAUUUAUAGUUAUUAACCAAUCUUUAAAAAUAAACAAACCAAAAAAAAGCAAAGAAAAAUAACAAAAAUAACCAAUUUUGUGGCAUGUCUUGAUGACACAUAGAGAGGAGGAUGGAUUCAUGACGAUCAAAAAAAUUGAAAAAAAGAAAAAAAUCAACUGGAAUACAAUCUUGAACACAUGACAUGAUACAUUAUUCGUGAGCAGGCUGCGAAUCAAUCAACGAACGGCGUCUGAUCUGCGCUUACUGAUUCUUCGCAGGGUUGUACACAGCCGUGCGGAUGUUUGCAAUCUUCGUCGUCCGGAAAAUGUUCCAAAGUAGAAUAAUUGUGAAAACUUAUUUAGUUCCCAACUUGUGAUUUUAAACAUUUGACAAUCUCUGGCAUGUAUUACAAAUGCAGGCAUGAAUCACGUAAACACAACUUUUUAAAGCCUGUCUGAUUAAUAUUAUUUGACAAAAUAACCGCGACAAACAACGCCAUCGUUUAUUUGUAUCGUAAGCUGAAUCCCACAGAAACACACAGAAAAAUCUCAUCAGAAGACACAUUUUUUUCCGAACGAAAAGAUUGCAUUCAUCUGGGGCGAUUACACAAUUCAACACAAUCUAAAGACACAUCCCAGAACACGUACAGAAACACGUGCACCGUUUGCUAAGAUGAGGUGAGGUAAUGUCAAAUAUUAAAACUAGAAAAGCAAUCUAAUAGUUGCGCGCGUUAACUGGCAAUCGUAAGUAUUCUGAUUCAAUCUUCUUUUUUAUAACUUUUCUUCUAACCAGCUAUAUUCUUUUUAUGAGAAUCGUUUGACAGAUCGUUGUUUUUUAAUAACUGAAAGACUGCGCCCGCGCCUGAAUGCGGCUUCUUAAAAUUCACGCGUGUCAUGCGAGCUCUAUCGAAUAACUUAGGUUCUUUGCCGUGACGUCACAAACGAGACCACAAAUGUAGUUUCUUGUUCUGAAAUGAAUUGAAGUGGACGUCAAAGCAGUUUUAGUCACUAGUAUGGACUAUUGGUGAUCUGUCAAAACGAUUGUGUUGAUUGCCACGGUAAAGAACUUAAACUGCUUUUAAAUAUUUACCAAACCUCUUUUUGGUUCUUACUAUAUCAACCUUUCAUUUUGCUUCAGUUCAUUCGGCUCGUUGAAAAUCUCAUUCUCAAAAAUCGGAUUAUCUCCCGUGUUUUUUUAGGGCCCAACGACUGUAAUUUGGCGUAGUCUCCAGUCAAAAUUAAACAGCACAUCUCUACACGAACUUUUCAGAAUCCGACGGAGUUUAUCUGUCAAAGCGACCGACACCGAUCCGAAAAUAUCUCCAUACAUAUAUUAUAGAUUUACCUCACGUAGAAUUAAACUUCAAACCAGAUGGCUAUUCUGAAUUGAAAUUCAGGUGAAUUUCAGUCGUAGAAAUCGUUCAGCUUAAACCAUUAACAACUUGAUUAGACUGGUUUGCCUAUGAUCCGUUAUUAGUAACUUAUUUUACUAGAACGUUCCGUGCAAGCAUAGGUCCGGGAAUAAAUGGCAUCGGACAAAUAAGUGACAAAAUGAUGAUAUCAAAUCCAUACUCAAUACUGGAAUAAUUAACCAUGUUUCGAGAAGUGAUGACCGUAAAAAUAUUUUUGAGCUUUCUACUGUUUUAUAUUGGUAAAGUAAACUGUUAUAUAUCAGCAGAAUUAUUUUGCAGCUCGUUUGCAACACAUUUGAAACACAGUAUUUUUUUUCGUAUUAUUGAAACCUACCUUUUCCUAUUAAGUUUUAGAUGAACAUGACAUAACCACACAAAAUGUUCAUAUGUUGAAUUGAAGAAAAUCUUGAAGUCAUUAAAGCUUCAGUUUGGUCAAGUUUCGCAAGAUAACGUGAUGAAUAAUGAUUUUCUUGCGCUGAAGUAUAAAGGAAUGACAGGUAAUAGAACGUAAUGUAGCUGUCAAACGAUGGGCAUUCAGUUCAUGCGGUGAGGUGAAGUCAAGAGUGUACAGAAGCGUGUGCCAAAAAGUUCAAGAGUUGGGAAAGCAGAAUCAAACUUAGAUAUUUUCUAUGAUAACCAUUUCAGAUCAUUUGUUUACCGCGAAUCAAAUCAUUUGAUAGGUUGAUGAGUAAACUUCGUUUCGAUUAAAAGUAGAAAUAAUGAAGAACUGUGUGUUUCUCAUUCAGUGCAUGGGUAUGCGAGUAUGUGUGUGUGUUUGUGUUUUUGUUGUUAAAAAGUGGAAUGCAUUGUUUGCAUAUCAGCAAAUUUUUAAUGGGAACAACUGAUUUUUUUUGCCUACCGGGUAUUAAAGAUUUCCAUGGUUUGUGCAAAUAAACUAAGAUUCUCGGAGUUUUGACUGACAUUGGAAAAAAAUGUUGGCUAUAAAUGACGUCGACCUUAUUUUAGUUCGCGAACCUUAAAUAAUCUGGAAUAAUUUGAGUGCGAAAAUUGCUUAAAACCGGGACGAAGAUAUUUUAUAAUUUGAACUGGCAUCUCUGCAUGGAUUGUAAUAAGUCAUAAAAUAGUUCGAUUUUUAACAGCUAUUUUCAGGACUAAAUUAUCUAAGAAUAUAAUUAACAGUUAAAUUCUUACUUGUCAAUCAGUACUACACGCAGAAAAUUCUCGGUUGUUUCAAACAGAAAACUAAAAAAAUAAUUGUUUCAAACCGAGACAUCGCAGAUUAAAACAAAGUAUGCUUGUUUUCAACUAGAAUAUGGUUGUUUCAAGCUAAUGUUGGUUGCUGCAAGAAAACAUAUGUUGAAUCAAACCAUAAUUGUUAUUGUCACUGUAUCAACAAUAUAAUUCGUUAUAAUCACCCGGAAUUUAUUUAUCUUACCAUUGCUUUAUCUUUAUCUUUAUCUAAGAUCUCAAAAAAGGUCGGUGAGUUUCAAGUGCUCUGUAAGAUAUAAUGCCAGGGAUCGGUUUAGUGAUUAAAAAUGGCCACUUUGAAAUGUUGGUGAGUUCUAGAAAGUCGGCAGACGAAAAGAAGUAUAUCAGCAGCUGCUUCGAAAAAUCUGCAAAUUUACAGGCAAAUCUUUCAUUCAUGGACCGCAUUAUCAUGCUCGACACGAACGGUUUUUCUUUUUGUAGAAGCGCUUGUAUUAUAAAAUCGAUUCCCAACAUGCCCUCAGAUAAUAUAAUUUUAAGAUUAUCUUUGAAAUAUCUACAAAACAUGUUAAAUCUUGUAAAACUAAUUAAAACCAUAUUAGCGACUCUCACAGAACAGCCUGCUAGACGACCGGUCACAUCUGUCAGAAAUCUUUUUCGGCAUUUAAUAAAAAAAAUGCGUCUAAAGUCCGGCAACACUGAAGCAACCGACAAAGAGUAUUGCUCAGCGGUUCAACCAGUGUUAUUCCAGCCAGAAACUAGCAGAAUCUUCUUUAAACAAUUCGAUUGUAUCGAUCCUUCAUCUGUUUCAAUUUUCGUCUGUUUACAAUUAAAAAGGUUACUAAUGUCGUUUUCGCUUGAUGCUAAACCUAACCCAGUUUUCACCCUAACUGCUGUCAAACCGUUUGUUUGAGGCUACACACUUAAAAAAAAACCCUGUGAUUUUACAUCUUAUUAGAUGCACAUAUUUGGAGCGUUGCAGUUCACGCAAAUUUACGUGAAAGAACAUUUAAUGUUGUGUCUAAAAUUCCAUGGCAUGAAAUUCAUUGAAAUGAAAAAAUAAUACUGAUAGCAAUCGCCGCGACUUGAAACGAGAAUCAUUGGAUCGCAAGUACGUUUGUUAAUCGACUGAGCCACAGAAGCAUGCAUCUGCUUGGCUAGAAAAAGGUACAUUUAAAUUCAUACAGUGGCACCUGCUAGCAAAACGCAAGUUACAGUCGGAACCAGUAAAAUUCAAGCUCAUCUAACAUUAAGUCAUUACAAAUAAAAUUUUCCGUCACUUGACAAAUUAGGUCUUUAUAAAUUACAUCGUAUGAGGAAUUAAGUCACCUGUAAAAUUCAAAAUUUUUUGGAGUGUAGUUUCGAACCUAGUUUUAACGUUGUUGAACUGAAAAUCGAGUCAGUUUCGAACCUGGUUGUUAUAUCAGGUUUGAAACUGACCCCCGUUGCUAAGUGCGAAAUCAACACAGUUUCGUGAAAAGUGUUUGUUUGAUGAGACUACCCUGGGUCAGUUUUAGUUUUCUCAAGCGAAAAUGACAUAAAACAUCAACUUUUUUAUUGCCUAAUGGGAAAUUUACAACCUUAAAAAACAGGCAUUGUUGAAAAGCAGUUUCCUUUGCCUUUGUUGAGCGGAAAUUUAUGAAAGAAUUAUCCGGUUAAGGUUUAUUUGGUAUAUUUUUCCUGAUAAACUGAUGAGCCGUACACGUUUAGAAAAAAAUGUGUAAAUGUGUCCUUCACUUAAAUUUACAAUUCAAUGCAUGUAAAGAUAGGUCAUAUCAUUAACUUCACAGUUAAUUCGAUACAGACACAAAAAUUACCGAACAAAAAACGGAAUGUUUGAAUUUACGUCACUUGAAAUUUCAUUUUUUAUGACAAUGUAGCGGAUUAAACUGGUUUUGCAUCUUUCAACAAUGGUUGUUUUGUUUAAAAAAAUCUGCAAUAGCAGUAUAUUUAGCAGUUUUCACAUUGUGUAAAGCAGAAAAAACGAAGGAAUGUUUAAGGUAUCACCGACAAGCGAAUAAUACAACACUACCUACACGCUUAGAAAAAGUUACUCAAAGUUUGAGUACUAGUUACUCAUUUUCAAAUGAUACAUGGAAACGUCAAAAAUUGAGUAGUUAUCAUCAAUGAUAUUGAGUAACUCCUACUCUAAAUUUGAGUUUAACGCAAAAUCUCUUUUUAUAGUUACUAUUCGCAUUCGCGAUAAGUCUAAAAGUUGUAAUUUGUAGCAACAGGUUGUAUUUUUUGUUAGUGAGACGCGUAUUUCGAGGGUGAGUCGAUCAACACAAACGGUGUUGUGUCUGCAAAAACCGGAAUGAUCAGCUUCGUGUUGUGCUUUAGAAAGGAAACGAAUAUGCUCAAAUGUCAUUUAUGAGGAAUAAGUGUAUGAUUGGUGCCUGAGCAUAACACACUACUCCAAGCGACCACCACUUGAUAUAGUAUUGAGUUCAAUUAUUUAACAUUUUAAUACAAUACACUCAGAAAAGGAGCAAUUUUUUUGCAAAUUUGGUAUAUGUGAAAUCAAAUUUCACACAAAAUUUGAGUGAUAGUUACUCUAUUUUUGUACAUGUACGAAUAUAGUAUUACUCAGUAAAUGAGUAGAUUUUACCCAAAUAUCGUUUCCAGUGGAAGAACUCAAAUUUGAGUAACUUCGGAGUUACUCUAAAUUAGAGUUGUUCCACUUUUUCUGUAGAUGAGUGAGAUCUUACUCAUUUUUGAGUAACUAUUUUUAAGCGUGUAUGCUAUUUUGACAGCUGCUGGCGUACACGCUUAGAAAAAGUUACUCAGAGUUUGAGUACUAGUUACUCAUUUGAAAAUACAUGGAAACGUCAAAAAUUGAUUAGUUACCAUCAAUAAUAAUGAGUAACUCUUACUCUAAAUUUGAGUUUAACGCAAAAACUCGUUUUUAUGUUACUGUUCGCAAGAUCAGUCUGAAAGUUGUAAUAACCAUUUGUAGCAACAGGUUCUAUUUUUUGUUAGUGAGAUCGCGUAUUUCAAGAGUGAGUCGCUUAACACAAACGGUGUUGUGUCUGCAAAAACCACAAUUUUUAGACAGUCCUCUUGGUUUUGCCAUCGACGCAGUUAUUGUGUCCAGAAGGGAUCCGUACUGUGCUUCAGAAUGGAAACAAAUAUGCUCAAGUGUGGUAUUUAUGAGGAACAAGUGUCUGAUUGGUGUCUGAGCAGUACUGACAUGCGUGUUAAGCUACGAUUGACACUACUCCAAGCGAUCGCCACUUGAUAUGAUAUCUCGAAGUUAGAAAUCAAUUGUAAACGGAAUAAUAAAUGAACACAGUAUGAUUAUUUUAUGUAUUGCGUGUCAAUUACUUAAUAUUUUAAUACAAUACAAUUAAAAAAGGAGCAAUUUUACUCAUUUUUGGUAUAUGUGCAAUAAAAUUUUAUUCACAAUUUAACUAAUUACUCUAUUUUUGGCACAUGGGCAAAUAAAGCAUUACUCAGUAAAUGAGUAGAUUUUACCCAAAAAUCGUUUCCAGUAGAAGAACUCAAAUUUGAGUAACUAAGGAGUUACUCUAAAUUAGAGUGGUUCCACUUUUUCUAUAGAUGAGUGGAAUCUUACUCAUUUUUGAGUAACUAUUUUUAAGCGUGUAGUAAGAUUUCUGUCGGUUACCGGAAUUUCUAUCAAACGUGAAACAGUUAGUUAAAUAAUAUACACCUUCUGGUUCGGUAUUGGAAGGCUUCCACCGUUGUCCUGCUAGAUACAUCUACCUUAACUCGGCAAAAGUCUGGUGACAAUCGAUCUGACAGAGAAAGCGAUAAUCAACGGUUCAGUUCCAUUCUUAACCUUGACAGACAAAGCUAGAAUAACCGUUUCAAAUCGGAUCGGCAUUCGAUUCUUUUUUGACCUUAAAAAUUAUUUUGCCGGGACGAUUUUACUACUUUUGCCCUACAAAGUAAAAUGAAUAAGGUUGUAAAAUCAACUUAAAAUACAAACAUCUUGAUCCCUAGAUUCAACUACUGCAAACAUCUCAAAAUACUAACAUCUCCAUCGCUCGGAUCGAUUUUCAAAUGUUGCUAAACAUCAAUUUUUCCAAAUUGAAAGUUAUUAAUACAGAAAUAAAAUCUAUAACAUGGAAACAUUUAUGUGGUUUGAAGUAUCUUAUGCCAAAUUAUUCACGAUCCACCGAAUGAAGCAAAACCGAAGAAAUAGAGAAAAGAUUUAUUAACAAGAUAUGAUGUCUAGAAAUUGACACAAAUCGACCAAAUCAUUUUGAAAUAAAUCGGGUUUCUACCGACUGCAGCCAUUUCAACCAAGUGGGUACUGUAUACUAAGGCCGUGGAUCAUCUCGCGAAUUAUUUUAACUUUUAGUUAAAAUUUGACAGUCGAGCAGUUAUUUCCUAUCGAGUAGUUAAAAAUAACUAAAACUGCGGCCCAUUUCAAAGUUUGAUGGAUGGAAAGUUGUUUGGGUUUAUUUUGCACUGAAAAUAAAAUGAUAUCAAGUGGUUUAUCAAUUGCAAUACAGCGAUCGCAAGAAGAACUUUUAGAUGAACUUACUUCGCUUGAAAAUGUAUAGGGCAUUUUCUUUGACUGAAAGUAUAAAAAGAAAUUACAUACAAGAGAUUUUUACUGAUGGUCUGGAACUAGAAUUUUUCUUCAAAACUUCUUUCAGUGUCGGAAAGUAACCAUCGAUCUUGUUAAAAAAUUACCAUGCUUUCGAGCAGGGUUAUUUUUGACAACAUUCAAAUAACCGUUCGAGUGUCAAAUUAGUUUAACUAAAAGUUAAACUAAUUCGCGAGAUACUCCACAGCCUAAGGCGGUGAACCAUUUCACGGAUAUUUUCAACCCUUGGUUAAAAUCUGACAGUUCUAUAGCGGCCCUUACACGAGUCGUUAAAAAUGUCAUUACUAAAAAAUAAUAUCAUUUUAAUGAACGUGUAAUGGUGCACUAAUGACGAAAUUUCUAACAAAUUUAAAAUACAUCAUUACUUAGUCAUCAUUUAAAAUGACAUUUUUAAUGCUCGUGUAAGGGCCGCUUAUAGUUUUUUUUUUCAUUGCCAAAAGUAUCCCCGCUCUAGAGCACGAUUUUUUUAAAUGCAAUUUAGUGCCUAGCAAAGCUAUGCAUCUUCGAUAUGAGGUAUGGUAUGGCGUGGAAAUGCCUCGAAAAAUUGAUAAAUUUCCGUCACAGUGUUCCCAGAUGAAUUUGAAGCUUAAAUAGUUUACUGUAAAUUUGAUAUGGAAUUAUGUUGUGAUGGAUUGAUAAUGCCGAAAAAUAACAGAGCAAUUUAUUUUUUUACAGCCUGCCAAUUUUUUUUAAUACUUUUUUUGAAAUAUACUGAUUUUGUCGAAAGUAUAACGCAUAAAGUUGAGAAGUAAAAUAAACAGGCUAAUUUGCAGUUCGAGUAAAAUGGAACGAAACUGCAUAAUACAUCCAUUAUCCAGACAGCAAAAACACUAGGUUCGACGAACGGGUCGAACAUUCUCUAAGUAAUUACAAUAAUAGGUAGAACUGCAGUUUGGGAACCAAUAAAGCGAAAUUAAACGGUAUUAUUACUAUUAUUAUAUUUACUUUGAAAGUCACGCUGGUUAAGAAAACAAUGCGGCAGAAACAACAGAUAAUGGUUUUUCUUUGCCAAACCAAGCAAACAAAACAAAGGUAUAGUCAUAAUGUUAGUGUAAUUGUACAACCUGUUAAUGUUUAAAAUUUACUAGAACAAGAACGAGAUUAGAACGUGACGGAAGAAAUUACAUUUUUAUUUCUGAUUUCUUUCGAAUUUGUCGUUACCUUUUCACUCUAUAGUCCAACACAAAAAAAGGAAAAAACUAUUUACUUCACCUCAACUUUCUACUGACUUUUCAGCUACUUACUUGUAAACUACACAGAAUCACACUCGUAACAACAUAACAUUUCUCUCAAACACGCAAUGUCUGUUAACAAUACAAAAAAAAACAAGCUAAUAAUUAGAUACCGAAGAAUUGGCGAGAAAUUGAGAGCUGGCGGGCAUACAGAAUAAAGGAUACGACCGGUACACCAACGUACCGUGAAAUUAAUAGUAUUUAUUGUUAUAUUGAGAAGAAAAAAAAAUGAGAAAUAAAUAAAUUUAAAUAAUAAAAAUUCAGUUCGGUGCCUUCUGAAUGUUUGACGCGUGGAAUUUACCUUUUAGUGCUAUUACCUUUGUCUUGUGCUUCUAUAAACUAAAAAAAAGAACAUUUUUCUUUGGCCCCAAAACAAAUAAAACGAUUUCCCCAUUAGAGCGCUUUCCUCGUCGUGAUAUUCAAACCACACUCCAUAUACAUGUUAAAUAUAUUUACCAUUAAAUGUUCCUGAGCCAUUUGUUCCAUUUGGUUUGUGUUUUACAUUUCCUAUCGUGUUAUAUCUAUGCGCUUACGGCAUAAUGACUUUUUACAAGGUAGGUUUAAGUUCAAAUCGACUAUGUUUUGAGUUAUAGCUCAGCUUUUUAGAACUCUUAGUAAUAAAUCGGCACAAAUAGUCGACAAAACGGUUCCGCUUGUCUUAUUAUUGUUCAUUUCUCAAACGUAUUGCAAAGGAAGAUCUGUAGCUAAAUCGUACUUGAAUUCAAAACCAAUACCGCUGCUUUGAAUUACAAAAAAAAAUGGUGACAGCGGCAGCUAAUAGCGAUUAGAGCAGAAAAAAAACGCCGAAGGGUGUAUGCAAAAACCACUACAAUAAGCUAAAAUGAAGCAACGCCAGACAGUGUAUAAAAUGACAAAUAGCGAACUGAAGUGAAGAUGCGAAGUACUUUGUACAUUUAUUGAAAUAAACACACCGUAGAUAUACAACUAAGAAAAUAUGAGCAAAUAAAAGUACGACACUAUUCCAGAAAAAAAAGAAACGCGCUUUUCAUGUUUUUUUGUAAAUAACCAUAACGGAAACUUCUUCAUUUUAUACUAACACUUAAUCAGAGAUAGCUAUUGGAGCUGAAAGCUAUGACUAUCUUUAUAUACAGAACCAAGCAAGGACCGUGUUAUACAACAAAAAAAAACAGUUCGCAUUUUGAAAUACGCAGCAAUGCCUCGAAACGCUUUUCUCUCCAAAUCUUCACCACAGGAAAAAAUAAAAAAGACACAAAAGUAUACAUUUAAGAAUAACUAUUUCCGCAAAUCACUUCAAAUUUGGCUGAACUUUAAUUCAUCGCUUUGUUUCGUCUCUUGUAUCGAACGGCGUAAACUCUGUCCAAUAUAAAAAAAAAACGCCUACAAUUCAUCUGUAUAAAUCAAGUCUAAGAAAAAACAAGAACAAAUACAAUAAUUAAUUAUAAUGAUCAAUCCAAGAAAAGAACAAAACGGCAGCCAAAUUCAAUCCUUCAUCUCUCAAUAAUUAGUUUAGAAGCGGAAUGAAAUUAAGACAAACUUAGCUUAACAAACAGACACAAUACACAAACUGACUUUAUAGAGAAGGUGGCAUGAUUGUUAAUUAUUGCAUACUUUAUUUAUUUAUACAUACAUACAGGUGAAUACUGAAAAUGUCGCGUGAACCAGUGUUUGACAAGGAGGUCAAAAAGAAAUUCUAAUAAAGUGAGAUGAGCGAAAAUACAAGAAAAAAUGAAUCUUAGUCGAUCGUUUUUAUCCCUGCAGCUUUGCCAUUCACGAUGAAGCAAACACAUAUCAUAACAACUCGAGCUUGUUCGAAUCGCCAUCAAACACAAACAGUGAUCGGUUCUACUCUGCGACUAAUGGUACCUAGUACUUUCCCUACGUUACUAUUAUUUUCAAUUGACAUUGGUGUGAUUUGACAGUAUUAUGCUUUAGGGAUCCGAAAAGCAUGCAAACAAAGCAAACUGGUAUUUAUAUUUGUAUAGUAGUUUACAUUUGAAAUAAUGUUUUCUGCCUACUGCAUUAGAAAACAACGGAGUAUUUUUUUUUUUUCAAUCGAGAAUAUGCCCAGCUUCUUUUUGAAAAAUGAAGGAUUGACUAUCAUGUUAAAUUGCAAAAGUUGUCUUCGAUUUUCCCCUUCGAUCGAAUUUUUCUUAUUUCCAGUAGAGGUGCCUGUAAUAUCAGAGUGACGACAUCUCAAACGUAAUGUUGGCAACAACUCAAAACAUUUCGUCCGAAAUGUUGGCAGUAUCGUUAGCAUUACAUUGUAUUUGAAAGAUCCUUUGUUCGUUUGCUACAAAGCUGUCGUUCCAAAUGAACCAAAGUCGUCACUCUGAUAUUGCAGACACUUUAAUUUCCAGUGAAGUCAAACCAACCGUAAUAUUUUAUUAACGAAAUGUACAGCUUCUACACGAGUAAGCCAUGUAGAUAAAUUUUUCAAUGAAUUCAAAAUGAUAGUGCAGGAUGACCAAAAGUAAAUCAUCAACUGGAUACUUCAGAAUUGAAAAAAAAUCUAUUAUUUCAAUUUUACAACCUUGCUAAAACUUACCUUUGUUCAUACCAUUGCCGAAUACGAACAGUUUUUCGACUGAAGACAGUAGAACCGUUAUUUUUAGUGCAUCACAGCCACAACAGCGCAAGGCAAAACAACAACACAAAACCAAACAGAUCAGUAAUACGCUAUAUUACCAACCAGUAGAAAUGGCAAUACAAACAAAAACACAAAGCAAAGUAGAUCAAAGAAAAAAAAACAAAACAGAUCACACACUGAAGUACAUAAAUGCCACAAUGGAAAAACUAAACCAGCAGGAAAGCAAAACUACAAAAACAACAAUAAAACAGGCGGAAACUGACAGCAGCAAUGCAACUUUGUAAUUAUACUGAUUAGGUGAACAUUACAAGCAGAGAAAUACAAUAAAAUCGUGAAUGUAAUGAGAACCCAAAACUUAUCACAAAACAAUGGACAA
Malaya genurostris is the source of this 19651-nucleotide messenger RNA. RefSeq names its product RIMS-binding protein 2 (gene Rbp). Gene Ontology annotation, molecular function: protein binding. The record is from RefSeq and is a predicted model, not a curated record. The transcript is spliced from 20 exons. The coding region runs from base 1809 to 6842 and encodes 1677 amino acids. NCBI's taxonomy places the organism in Eukaryota, Metazoa, Arthropoda, Insecta, Diptera, Culicidae. Gene Ontology annotation, biological process: neuromuscular synaptic transmission.